Messenger RNA from Microcebus murinus (gray mouse lemur), 2006 nucleotides. It is a transcript of the gene NICN1, whose product is annotated as nicolin 1, tubulin polyglutamylase complex subunit. Lineage: Eukaryota; Metazoa; Chordata; Mammalia; Primates; Cheirogaleidae. The record is from RefSeq and is a predicted model, not a curated record. Gene Ontology annotation, cellular component: nucleoplasm.
GGAGUUGUAGUUCAUGAGGCUUGGCUGGGGGUGCCAGGAAGGACUGGUGGUUGGGGGACCCGAGCAGCGGUUGCGCCUGGUCGCGCUUGGGGGCAUCAUGUCCCGUGUGUCGGUGCCCUGCCAUGUGAAAGGCACUGUGGCUCUGCAGGUGGGCGACGUGCGGACCUCCCAUGGCCGGCCUGGCGUGCUGGUCAUCGAUGUCACCUUCCCCAGCGUCGCGCCCUUCGAGUUACAGGAGAUCACAUUUAAGAAUUACUACACAGCCUUUUUGAGCAUCCGCGUCCGUCAGCAUACCUCGAUGCAUACACCGGCCAAGUGGGUGACUUGUCUGCGAGACCAUUGUCUGAUGCCCAACCCACACAGUGAGGAGGGAGCCCAGGACUAUGUAUCACUGUUCAAACACCAGAUGCUGUGUGACAUGGCCAGAGUACUGGAGCUACGCCUGAUUCUUCGGCAGCCAUCACCACUGUGGUUGUCUUUCACAGUGGAGGAGCUGCAGAUUUAUCAGCAGGGACCAAAGAGCCCCUCCAUGACCUUCCCCAAGUGGCUCUCCCACCCAGUCCCCUGUGAGCAACCUGUCCCCCUACUUGAGGGUCUCCCAGACCCCAGCAGGGUAUCCUCCGAGGUGCAGCAGAUGUGGGCGCUGACAGAGAUGAUCCGGGCCAGUCACACCUCCGCAAGGAUCGGCCGCUUUGAUGUGGAUGGCUGUUAUGACCUGAACUUGCUCUCCUACACUUGAAUGGUUCUCCUAGCCAAGAUAAUGGCCUUUCUGUGCCCACCCAGGCUUGUUUUGGGCCACCAGAGACCAAAGUGUGUUCCCUGUGCAUUCUGAGUGUUGCCUGCAUGCCUGUACUGUCUGAGCCAUGUUCACAGAUUCAAGAUUCUUGGGGGCUUACUGUAUUGCUUCAGCAUGAACUCCUGGGAGGGAUGCACUCUGUCUUCACCUGGCUGCAACCUAGUUCUUCCUUCUUCUACCCUAACACUCCAGUUCUACUUACUAAGAAUCCUCAAGGACUCUCUGCCCCUCCUGCCAACAUUCACACUCCUGUCUUCUGCCUGCUCCUUCAUCCUAAAUGCAGUUAGGCUGAAAAGACCUAUUAAAACCUGCUCCAUCUAACCUGGAAGCCCAUUGCUGCCUUCCCAAUCUUGUAGAUUGGGAAGCUUUAGGAAGAAAUAGAAGCCCCAUUUCUUCCUUUGUGCCCCCUAGUGGCCUUCUUUCCCUUUGUGUUAUGCCCACAAAAAGAAAUUUCCUGUCUAAACUCUUCUGCCUGCCUAGGAAACAAAAUUGAGGAUUUGGGUAGCUGGAGUCCCUUGGUCCCUGAGCUGGCUCCUGGAUAUAUGUUCAAAUGCUUGUGUCCACUGGGCUUGAGCAAGUGCCUCUGGCAAGGUGGGGGCUUGAGAAUGAGACCUGGGACCUGUCUGCCAAGUGACACAGCCCAAAUCAUAUCCCUGUCCCUUCUCCCAAGUGUCCCUUUCCAAGAGUCAUGCUCAGCAUGAUGAAAGAUCAACCUUGGUGGGGAUAGGUCCAAGUGAGGGUUCUCACUGGUGCGUUUUAAGAGACUGAGGUCUUCCAUUACCACAGGCCAACUGUUGAAUGAUACAGGCUGCUCUUCAUGAGAAAAUCCUGCUUCCCACUGGUUCUUCCUUGUACUGUGCCUGGGGCUUAUUAUGAAACAGUACUGCAAUGUGUUUUGGACCUGGACAAUUGGACACGUGUGUGGCUCAACAGUUUUUUGGAGGAAGUUCAGCCACAUUUUGGUGGCCACCUUCUGUUCUCACCCAAGUUCUUGUAGGUGGUGUCUUUACCUGCAGGAUCAUUUACUUAGCCCCACUCAGCAUCUUCUGAAAGGGUGAUAACCAUAGUCCUAUGUUCAGGGAGCAAGGAUCCUCAGUGUGUUUGUGAGUGAAGAGGACCCUGGGGUAGCAGGGAUCAUGCUUCAGUCCUGGCUGUGUCCCCAGCACAGGGGCUAGUAUGCACCAAGAUCAAUAAAUACUUGUGAAAUGCA